UCGAAGUAACAACACGCACUCUGAUUGGCUAUGUAGACUCCCACGAGGGGUCGCAUGCGAAAGAUUUGCAAAAGGGUUUAUUGUUUCUUUGCUUCGGCAACCGAAAUUAUUUGCUAUCCGCUCUGUUCUACGGUGAAAUAAGGAGACGGAAAAAUGGCUGGUGGCAAGGCAGGAAAAGACAGUGGCAAAGCCAAGGCAAAAGCAGUGUCACGUUCCCAGAGAGCUGGGCUGCAGUUUCCGGUGGGUCGUAUCCACAGGCACUUGAAGACUCGCACAACCAGCCAUGGUCGUGUAGGAGCCACAGCAGCUGUGUAUAGUGCAGCUAUCCUUGAGUACCUCACUGCUGAAGUACUUGAGUUGGCAGGCAAUGCCUCCAAAGAUUUGAAGGUGAAACGUAUUACCCCACGACAUUUGCAGCUUGCCAUUCGUGGUGAUGAGGAGUUGGAUUCCCUUAUCAAGGCAACAAUUGCUGGAGGAGGUGUCAUUCCUCACAUCCACAAAUCCCUCAUUGGGAAGAAGGGCCAGCAGAAGACUGCAUAGAUGCCACAUUGAACAGAAAUUUUGGGGCUUGAACUUUGAUUGGACCAGGAGUUCACAUUUGUUCUUUUUUUAUUAUUAAUAUUAUAGCAAACGAAGAGUGAUUGUUAGAAUUUGUGUUGUUAUAUUUUCCCAUAACUAGAAAAAAGUACAGAAACCCCGUUAACGUCAAAAUCCCUUUGUAUGUUGUUGUAGAACGUUUGACUGGGGAGUUAAUGAUUAUUUCAGAUGGUGAAGAUGAAUUUGUUUGAUUGGCCUGGGAUUCUGUAAUGUUUUAUACUGAAAAAAAGAAGUUGUUAAACCAUUUUUUAUAUAAAAGGAAAAUCUUG
Molecule: messenger RNA, 866 nt
Organism: Betta splendens (Siamese fighting fish)
Lineage: Eukaryota; Metazoa; Chordata; Actinopteri; Anabantiformes; Osphronemidae
Product: histone H2A.V
Exons: 5
Coding region: 154-540 (128 amino acids)
Cellular component (GO): nucleosome
Molecular function (GO): DNA binding; protein heterodimerization activity; structural constituent of chromatin
Source: RefSeq, a predicted model, not a curated record